AUGUCCUCGUCCAUUCCUCUCGCAAACUUGUCGCCCUCAUCGAGGCCCUCGUACUACAAGAUGCCCGAAUCACCAGCGCCCUACUCCAGGCGCCGCCCGCAUCGCGGCCACUGGACUCCCUCGCUAAUUGGAUCAUACGUCUUCGACUGGCUUGUCCUCGCCGUUGUCGGCGGCAUUGCCACCGUAUUGGGCAUCGUCGAGCCGAACAAGCGUCCUUUCUCUGUCCUCGACCCCAAUAUCUCCUUCCCGUUCACCCACCACGAGACCGUGCCUAUGUGGCUAGCCGCCAUCAUUGCUGUCGCUGGCCCCAUCAUCGUCAUCGCUGCCGUGUGCCUCAUCCUCGUCCCCGGAAAUACUGUUCCUAAGGGAACUCCCAAGUCUCUCAUCUGGAAACGGAAGCUGUGGGAAUUGCACGUUGGAUAUCUCGGUCUUGCUCUCGCUCAUGUUGGCGCCUUCUUCAUCACCAACGGCAUGAAAAACAUGUUCGGUAAACCACGACCCGAUCUUCUUUCUCGAUGCCAGCCCGACCUGGCCAACAUACAGAAGUAUAUCGUUGGUGGUACAUCCGCCAACAUUACCGGCUUAACAGGUGCGGCAGGCUUUGGUCAGCUUGUGUCUGCAGCCAUUUGCACAAAUACCGAUUCGCACACGCUCAACGAUGGUUUCCGCAGCUACCCGUCUGGUCACUCGAGCUCCGCCGCCGCCGGUCUGAUCUACCUGUCUCUUUUCCUCGCCAGCAAGUUCGCCGUUACCCUACCAUUCGUGGCUUCAGACAACGGUGCCGAUUCCCACUCGGCUUUCCCAUCUCGCAUCAAGAAGGCUGGAUCCGGUUAUGAGGAGGUCGGACUCGGCGAAAGCGGAUCGCUCAAUCCCGAUUCCACCACUGCAGCCAGGAACUUGGCUGAGCAUAACAAGGUCGUUACGGCUGUCCGUCGACAAGCUGCUGCCCCUCCGAUCUAUCUCCUGACCAUCGUCGUUAUACCUUGGUUCGCUUCCAUCUUCAUUGCUGGCUCUCGCUGGUUUGACUUCCGCCAUCACGGUUUCGACAUUCUUUUCGGCUACAUGAUUGGAAUUUUUACAUCCAUUUUCGCCUUCCGCUACUACCACCUUCCGAUCACUCAGGGUGCUGGCUGGGCAUGGGGUCCUCGCAGCCACGAUAAAGCUUGGUGGUCUGGUGUUGGCUCGUACAGUUACGCGACUGACAAAGGAGACUUUAUUCGGCCUGGCGAUGAGGAAGAGGCAUAUGUGUCGAGACCAGUCAUUGGUCAAGCAACAUCAACGCAAUACAUGGGCAAGCAAAGCUCUCAUGAUGAGCCUGAGGCUGAAAAUCGGUUCUGA
Colletotrichum abscissum is the source of this 1338-nucleotide messenger RNA. Its product is annotated as PAP2 superfamily protein. The transcript is spliced from 2 exons. Gene Ontology annotation, molecular function: phosphatidate phosphatase activity. The record is from RefSeq and is a predicted model, not a curated record. The coding region runs from base 1 to 1338 and encodes 445 amino acids. Gene Ontology annotation, biological process: phospholipid metabolic process. Lineage: Eukaryota; Fungi; Ascomycota; Sordariomycetes; Glomerellales; Glomerellaceae.